UUUAUCUCAACCUGUAAAUAAUCCCUGAAACUACUACUUUUAAUAACGAAAAACUUGGCAGGAAAACAAGAUUUAGCUGUUUGUUUUUGGCAGUCACCUCUUCAAUUUCUCCAGCGUGGAGUAGAAAUGGAGUACGCAAACAAAGUAAUUGGGUUUGUGAACAAAGCAGCGAGCAACAACACAGUCAUCAACAGCUUUCUGGGCUUUGCAUUUGUAGCCCUGAGUGUCAGAUCAUUUAACCAACAGAAAACUAUUGAAACCCUAGAGACCCAGAAAGAAUCUUUGCUCAAAUCUAAUAAGGCCAUUAAGAAGACCAUCUGGGAGUGGAAACAGCAGCUUUAUGCUCAGCCUCAGGGGGGUUUUGCUCUUCCUGUUGAUAAGAUUAAGCCCAUUUUUGGUGAUGCCCCCACACCCGCUGCUCCCCCAGCUGGAAGUCCCGUCAAUAUAGAGAGUGGAUCACCCCAAAAGAAGAUAUUGAUAUAAAGUCCUUUUUCUUUAAGAUAUUCCUGAUGAGAUCUCAUUAGAGAAAUUGACAUUAGAACUUGAAAAAUAUAUUUAGAUUUAAUAAGUUUAUGUAUUAACUUUGACUCUAAUACGAUUCUCUUCUUUGCUUA
Daucus carota subsp. sativus is the source of this 614-nucleotide messenger RNA. RefSeq lists its product as uncharacterized. The coding region runs from base 127 to 483 and encodes 118 amino acids. Gene Ontology annotation, cellular component: mitochondrion. The record is from RefSeq and is a predicted model, not a curated record. Lineage: Eukaryota; Viridiplantae; Streptophyta; Magnoliopsida; Apiales; Apiaceae. The transcript has 2 exons.